This is a messenger RNA of Arthroderma uncinatum, 1917 nucleotides long. Its product is annotated as vacuolar fusion protein mon1. Gene Ontology annotation, biological process: vesicle-mediated transport; protein targeting to vacuole. The transcript is spliced from 5 exons. Gene Ontology annotation, cellular component: fungal-type vacuole membrane; Mon1-Ccz1 complex. Lineage: Eukaryota; Fungi; Ascomycota; Eurotiomycetes; Onygenales; Arthrodermataceae. The record is from RefSeq and is a predicted model, not a curated record. The coding region runs from base 1 to 1917 and encodes 638 amino acids.
AUGGCUUCAACUACGACACCAUCGCAGAAGAGAGACUCGGAAAACCAGCCUAUAAGUCCAGAGCAGGCCACAGGCGAGAGCAGCGAGAAUCCCAAAGAUGAAAUAUCAGAAGAUGAACGCCCACCGCUCCCACCACGCCCGCAGAAGCUGCCCCAAGGACAGCCCACUGCGCACUCGGAUUCCGGUCUAAAUCCUUACUCGACAGCCCAUAAACUGCAGUCAGGACCGACAACCGCUCUGUCAUUGGCAAAUGUCAAUGUCCAGGCUCUAGACGAUGUCAAUCGAGAGAACUAUGUGUCACUGGCUGGAGAUGGAGGCCUUGAAAAGACUGUGAGACCGUCUACCUCAGCCACUAAUAGACGAGGGAGCAGGUUUUGGACCGAGACAGGAGACUCUGCUAGCAUUCGAAGUUUUAUGCCUGGGAGUGAAACCCCGAUAGAAGCUGGGAGCUUAUUUGGCGAUUUCCCUGGAUUUGGAACCGAAAUUCCAUUCAGGAAUACUUCAGCGAGGUUUGAGGAAAAUUAUUCUAUAUUUAAUGCACAAAGUCAAGAAGACGAUGCCGCUGCCAUUGAAUUCGAAGAAGAGUUUGAUUCAGUGGGUGAGUCAAGCGAGGAUGAGAAUGAAGAGCAGAAACUCGAGAGGUGGAGGAGAAAAAAGAAGCAAUUCUUCAUUCUCUCUUCGGCUGGGAAGCCUAUAUAUACGCGCCAUGGAGACGGGGGGCUGAUAUCCCCAUAUAUCGGUAUCAUUCAAACGAUAAUUUCGUUCUAUCAGGAAUCUGGAGGCCCCUUGAAGAGCUUCUCAGCCGGAAAGACCAAGAUCGUGAUUCUAGCUCAGGGCCCGCUGUAUCUUGUGGCCAUCAGCUCAAUUCUUGAAAGUCAGGCCCAUCUCAGGGCACAACUUGAAGCACUAUAUAUGCAGAUACUCUCAACAUUGACUCUUCCAGCACUUGACCAUAUUUUCACUGUUCGACCGAGCUCGGACUUGCGACGGCCGCUCCAGGGAACUGAAUCUCUCUUAUCGUCCCUCGCUGAUAGCUUCACAAAGGGCUCGCCUUCGACGCUUCUGAGCGCGUUAGAGUCGUUGAAAAUCCGAAAAUCGCACCGCCAAGUUAUUAGCAAUACCUUUCUAAAGACUAGAGUUGAACCAUUACUAUAUGGUUUACUAGUCGCAGGUGGAAGGCUUGUGAGCGUCGUUAGGCCAAAAAAGCACUCACUGCAUCCAGGGGAUCUCCAGCUGAUUUUCAACAUGAUCUUUGAAGCCGACGGAAUAAAAGCCGGAGGCGGUGAAAGCUGGAUCCCCAUUUGCCUACCGGGAUUUAACAAUAGAGGCUAUCUCUAUAUGUACGUGAGCUUCCUUGACGUUCAUAAAGGGAGGACAGCCGGUCAAGGUGUCGAGGAGGUGAACAAGGACGACAUCGUGGCCAUCAUCCUAAUUAGCCCUAAUAAGGAGAGUUUUUAUGCUUUGCAUGAGAUGCGGGACUCUCUUGUGGAGCAAAUGGAAAAAAAUGGAAGCAUGGAUGUUCUAAAGGUAGCCCUUGAAAAGGGUCGACCAGCACCAACGGAUAUCGUUCCCGGAACAGUGGUUCGGCACUUCUUGUACAAGUCGAAAGCCAACGUUCAGUUUACGAUGUCAUCCUACUCCCCCCAAUUCAUGACAGUACUUGAUCGGCGAAGGCUUAUGUCCGCAUAUCAUUCAUUGCAUCUCAGUGUUCAUGAAAAGCCCUCACAUGUCAAAGUACAAUAUUGUGUCUCGUCUGCUGCAAACUCACUUGCCUGGGUUACCCCAACGUUUGAACUGUAUUGUGUGGCAUCUCCCCUUUCCAAUCGAAAUGCAUUAUCCCAAGGUGCAAAUAAAAUCGCCCUUUGGGUUCAAAGAGAACAGGAACGGCUCUUUAUCAUUGGCGGAGCAGUUUUCUAA